Molecule: messenger RNA, 1012 nt
Organism: Haliotis rufescens (red abalone)
Lineage: Eukaryota; Metazoa; Mollusca; Gastropoda; Lepetellida; Haliotidae
Product: calmodulin-like
Exons: 5
Coding region: 266-694 (142 amino acids)
Cellular component (GO): myosin II complex
Molecular function (GO): calcium ion binding
Source: RefSeq, a predicted model, not a curated record
UGCUUUCACUUCUUGUGUGUUUGGUUUGUCCCACUGAAAGAAAAACUGCAGUACGUAAUCCUAGAGUGUUAUCUAUCCGAGACAAUCCUCCCUGGUAUGUUAAUCCUCAGUCAUCAUACCGUAGGUACAUACAGGUGAGGAUUAACCAGUUCUACAAGCACCGCGCGUAUUUAUCGGGUUUUCGAAGCUGUGUGCACGUUAUAGCGAGUACUGUUGGUAUACAACUACUGCAUUGCCACCGACGCAGCCUGACAAAGACAUACCUAUGACGAACGAGGCCGUAUCUGUUCCCGAUGUGUUCAAAAUGUUUGACUCAGAUGGCGAUGGCUAUAUACCAGCCAAUGAAAUUGGGACUCCCAUCCGGGCACUUGGUCACGUGAUCACUAAUACAGAACUGACGGCGCUGAUGAGAAGUGUUCAAGUUGAGAAACGCGGGAAGGUGGAUUUGAAGACGUUUCAGAGAAUGGCGGACUCAAUUCAACCGUCAGACACCAACAGACAACUUAAAGAGGCCUUCGAGGUCAUUGACCGAGAGGGAAGUGGAAACGUGAACGCCACAGAACUGCGCCACCUGUUGACAACCUUGGGAGACAGAAUGACGGACGAUGAGUUCAACGUUCUCCUGCAGGAGCUGGACAUUGAUAAAACAGGGAACAUCACGUGUUCAGAUUUCAUCUACCUGAUGACCAGAUAACUUGUGGUGGUCAUGUGACUGAGGAACCAACCAACCAGCAUCAGCCUAACAACCAUCUCUUCUGGGACCAUUGAUGAUGCCAUUGAUGAACACCGCACUCUGUCGCCUCCAAUUUCCCCAAUUUUUAAAUCAGCUCAGCUGGUACAAUUAUAAUCAUGUCUGUGGUAUAUUCACAUAAUAUAUAUACAGCAUCAAACUUUAACAUAAGUCGAAUGUGAUGAAUAUGAUAACCAAGUCACCUUUUUGCCCGCAUCACCGCAUCAAGAAUACAUGUUAUAUUGAGUGUUAUGAUUGUAAAUAAAAUUAUGAUAUUAUAAA